Ruditapes philippinarum (Manila clam) is the source of this 1553-nucleotide messenger RNA. RefSeq lists its product as uncharacterized. Lineage: Eukaryota; Metazoa; Mollusca; Bivalvia; Venerida; Veneridae. Bases 853 to 1410 code for a protein of 185 amino acids. The transcript is spliced from 4 exons. The record is from RefSeq and is a predicted model, not a curated record.
UUUGUUAUAAAUUACUUCGAGUAGAAGCCAAAUCUCGUCAAAAGAUUUGGUAACCAGUUCACUCAGUGUAUCUGCAAUAAAUGACAUAAUCAAAAGUAAAUUUCAAUGAAAUUAAACAUAAUGAAACAUAUUUAAGAUCGAUUUGCAAUACAAAAUAAACUCUUUGGUAAGAAAAUCCUUUAAAAUUGUGUAUGAACAUAUUGAAUACAAAGUGACAGAAGUAAAAAUAAAACGUAACCUUGUGUCUUUGCCUCACCAUCUUCUAUGCUCCUGACUAAAGUAACUUGAAUGUCUUCAAUUAUGUUUUGUUUUUUAAAUGGAGACACAAGCAAAAUUGUCAUUUCUUCGAUUUCAUUUUUCUAUUCAUUAUUCUGUAAAUGUCCUCAAAAUGAAUACAUUAGACAGUCACAGGAACAAAAUUUAUCUUCUUAUAAAGAAUAAAAUGGAGGUUUCCUAACUUGACCCACGUGGGUCAGGUUAGAGCAUUAAAAUUUCACAAUAGUUGUCACAGUGAGCUUUGGAUACGUUUAAGAACAUGUCAAAUGAAUGAUUUAAUUAGGUUUGUUUCAAUCAUAUAAUAUCCACAAUAUAUGUUAUUGUAACGUCCAGGGUUUGUUUAAGUCACAUGCCUAGUUUUAAAAAUACUCGGGGAUUCUGUCGACGUCUAAAUUUCGCGAAACAUAUACUAGUAAGUAUUUUAAACUAAUUUUUCAUAAUUGCACCCUUUUCACUUAUAUUAAAAUGUUUAUCGAUGAAAUGUUAAACUAGUUUACAAUUAGUAUAUCAGCUAAUUAUAAGUGACUAAAAUCCAUAUAAACAUUAUAAUGUCAUUUCUAUGAAAAUGUUAGGAUCAUGAGUGGAUACAACUUUGGUUCAAGCAUAGAAGAAACACAAAAGGAAUACCAAAAAUUGGCUUCCAGUUACAAUAAGGAAUGUCAAUUAUACUGUUAUAUUGGACCGGCAAAGGUUGCUCAAAGGGUUGCAGAUUUAUUUCCGAAGGAUGUACGAGACAAUGUUAACAUUCUUGAUGUUGGUGCAGGCACGGGGCUAGUUGCUGUCGAGGUACGUUUUAUGUAUUAUAAUGCAUUAGUUCAGUGCGUGUUCGAUCUGAUAAAUACAAAUACAUAUGACGUCAUAACCGGAAGUGGUAUUUAUGGAGAGGGCGCUCACGUUCCACAUGAGGCUUUGUACGAGAUGUUAAGGCUGGUAAAACUAGGUGGAUAUAUUAUUUUAGCAGCACGUCAUGAACUUGUUAAACAUAACGAGAUAUAUAAACAUCUGGAACCAUUGAUGGAUAAACUAGAAACUAACCGGAAAUGGAAGAAAGUUUCACGUGAUGUGUUUCCAAAAUAUAAUCUGAAGACGAAGAAGGAUGGAGUUAUUUGGUGUUACCAAGUUUUAGAAAAAUAAUGUAGUUCAAUAUAAACACAACAUAUUUGUUUGCAUUUUUGAAAUGUUUUCGAAUUUGCAAUAGUAGCUUGCUGAUAUAGAGGGAGCAUAUUGUACACCUUAAAGUUUCAAUAUUGAUAUAUAUACUCGGUUCCUAUGAUAUC